Saimiri boliviensis boliviensis (Bolivian squirrel monkey) is the source of this 5879-nucleotide messenger RNA. The record is from RefSeq and is a predicted model, not a curated record. NCBI's taxonomy places the organism in Eukaryota, Metazoa, Chordata, Mammalia, Primates, Cebidae.
GUUGUUGCAACUUUGUGAGAUCCUGGGGAAGGUGCUGAGACUUUGGCUCGGGCCGGUUUCCCGGUCUCGAGAUCCUUGCAGGGAUUCCCUGAGCCGCAUCCUCUCUUCCCUCAGUGCGCGGGUCCUCGGAGCCCGCUGCCCUCUCUGUCCUGGCCCCUCGGCCUACUCACCCGUCCCGUCCCCUUCAGUUGCCCCCUGCCUGCACGGGGAAGGCUUGCUGAGGGUCGCCCCGGUUUCUUGUCGACUGCAGAACCCGAAAGUUUGCAAGAGAAAGAGAGCGCGCGGCGAGCGAGCGGGCCGGGGGCAGCGGCAGCGGCAGCGGCACCGGGGACCAUGGUGCUGCCGGCGCCUCCUCCGCGGGCGUGAAGGCGGCGCUCCCACUUCCUCCCCGGACUCCGCGGUGUCCCAGAAGCUUUUGUUGACAAUUCCAGUUUCCGAACAAAACAUUUCGGCAAUGGUGAGGGCUUCGAUCCCUUCUCUGAUUUGCUGUCGGCCAUGAACGGAUGGAUGUGAUGCCUGCUAGCCAAAAGGCUUCCCUCCGUGAGUUGCAGUCCUGUGGCAUCAUGCAUGCUCCCUCCCAGUGACCCCAGGCUUUUUAUGGCUGUGAGACACAAUAAAACUUCAGGGGUAAGACGUGACCUUUCGAGGUGACUAUAACUGAAGAUUGCUUUACAGAAGCCAAAAAAAGGUUUUUGAGUCAUGAUGCAAGAAUCUGGGACUGAGACAAAAAGUAACGGUUCAGCCAUCCAGAAUGGGUCCGGCGGCAGCAACCACUUAUUAGAGUGCGGCGGUCUUCGGGAGGGGCGGUCCAACGGAGAGACGCCGGCCGUGGACAUCGGGGCAGCCGACCUCGCCCACGCGCAGCAGCAGCAACAGGCACUUCAGGUGGCAAGACAGCUCCUUCUUCAGCAGCAACAGCAGCAGCAAGUUAGUGGAUUAAAAUCUCCCAAGAGGAAUGACAAACAACCAGCUCUUCAGGUUCCCGUGUCAGUGGCUAUGAUGACACCUCAAGUUAUCACUCCCCAGCAAAUGCAGCAGAUCCUCCAGCAACAAGUGCUGAGCCCUCAGCAGCUCCAGGUUCUCCUCCAGCAGCAGCAGGCCCUCAUGCUUCAACAGCAGCAGCUUCAAGAGUUUUAUAAAAAACAACAGGAACAGUUGCAGCUUCAACUUUUACAACAACAACAUGCUGGAAAACAGCCUAAAGAGCAACAGCAGGUGGCUACCCAGCAGUUGGCUUUUCAGCAGCAGCUUUUACAGAUGCAGCAGUUACAGCAGCAGCACCUCCUGUCUUUGCAGCGCCAAGGCCUUCUGACAAUUCAGCCCGGGCAGCCUGCCCUUCCCCUUCAACCUCUUGCUCAAGGCAUGAUUCCAACAGAACUGCAGCAGCUCUGGAAAGAAGUGACGAGUGCUCAUACUGCAGAAGAAACCACAGGCAACAAUCACAGCAGUUUGGAUCUGACCACGACAUGUGUCUCCUCCUCUGCACCUUCCAAGACCUCUUUAAUAAUGAACCCACAUGCCUCUACCAACGGACAGCUCUCAGUCCACACUCCCAAAAGGGAAAGUAUGUCCCAUGAGGAGCACCCCCAUAGCCAUCCUCUCUAUGGACAUGGUGUGUGCAAGUGGCCAGGCUGUGAAGCAGUGUGCGAAGAUUUCCAAUCAUUUCUAAAACAUCUCAACAGUGAGCAUGCGCUGGACGAUAGAAGUACAGCCCAAUGUAGAGUACAAAUGCAGGUUGUACAGCAGUUAGAGCUACAGCUUGCAAAAGACAAAGAGCGCCUGCAAGCCAUGAUGACCCACCUGCAUGUGAAGUCUACAGAACCCAAAGCCGCCCCUCAGCCUCUGAAUCUGGUAUCAAGUGUCACUCUCUCCAAGUCCGCAUCGGAGGCUUCUCCACAGAGCUUACCUCAUACUCCAACAACCCCAACUGCCCCGCUGACUCCCGUCACCCAAGGCCCCUCUGUCAUCACCACCACCAGCAUGCACACGGUGGGACCCAUCCGCAGGCGGUACUCAGACAAAUACAACGUGCCCAUUUCUUCAGCAGAUAUUGCGCAGAACCAAGAAUUUUAUAAGAACGCAGAAGUUAGACCACCAUUUACAUAUGCAUCUUUAAUUAGGCAGGCCAUUCUCGAAUCUCCAGAAAAGCAGCUAACACUAAAUGAAAUCUAUAACUGGUUCACAAGAAUGUUUGCUUACUUCCGACGCAACGCGGCCACGUGGAAGAAUGCAGUGCGUCAUAAUCUUAGUCUUCACAAGUGUUUUGUGCGAGUAGAAAACGUUAAAGGGGCAGUAUGGACAGUGGAUGAAGUAGAAUUCCAAAAACGAAGGCCACAAAAGAUCAGUGGUAACCCUUCCCUUAUUAAAAACAUGCAGAGCAGCCACGCCUACUGCACACCUCUCAAUGCAGCUUUACAGGCUUCAAUGGCUGAGAACAGUAUACCUCUAUACACUACCGCUUCCAUGGGAAAUCCCACUCUGGGCAACUUAGCCAGCGCAAUACGGGAAGAGCUGAAUGGGGCAAUGGAGCAUACCAACAGCAACGAGAGUGACAGCAGUCCAGGCAGGUCUCCUAUGCAAGCCGUGCAUCCUGUACACGUCAAAGAAGAACCCCUCGACCCAGAGGAAGCUGAAGGGCCCCUGUCCUUAGUGACAACAGCCAACCACAGUCCAGAUUUUGACCAUGACAGAGAUUACGAAGACGAACCAGUAAAUGAGGACAUGGAGUGAAUAUCGGGGCGGGCCAACCCCGAGAAUGAAGAUCGGGAAAAGGAAAAAAAAAAAAAAACACAAACGUCAAAAGUUAGCAGUGAAAUUGUUCUCCAUUUGUUGUACAGUCUGGAGGAUUUUCACUACGUUUUGACAACUCUGAAACGUGUUAACUCUUAGUGCCAUCAAGAACCCCAUUUGGGAGUAUUUUUGAUUUUUCUACUUUUUGUUGAAAAAAGGAAUUUGUACUCUGUGCAUUGGAUGGACUUGUUUGGUACUUGGGAUUUUCCUCUCUUAACCGUCAACAUCAGUGUUGUAAAUUUGCUAAACUGAUUCACUUUUAGCAGCAGACUUUGAACUGCAGUCCUGCCAACGUUGGACACGGAGGACGCCCGACGGAGCUUGUGCACCUAAGCUGCAGACCAAGCCUUUGCCCAGAAUUUAAGGAUUCCAAUGGACGACCUAUUUGCACAGUACUGCAUGUUGAUUAUCACUGCCUUUACUCCAUUUCCUUUUUUUUUUUUUUUUUUUUUUGCUUCCAGUUGGGAUGGGGAAGGCCUUUGUGUGUGUAUUGGGGGGAGGGGUUAAAAAAUAAUUAUCCCAAACUUUUUAAUGUAUUGCUUUUUUUUUUUUUUUUUCCCCCCUUCUACUAUACCAUUUUAAGUUCUGACCUCAGGCCUCCAUUUGGGCCGAUGGCCUCUUGGAGGCUUAAAGUUUUCUGUACCUUGUGAUGAAUGUUAAUAGGUGUUUUUAUUAUACAAAGCUGAAUGUCAUUUCUCGUUUGUAGCUUUCUGUCACUCAUUCCAUCUUCCUUCAGACAUCACCGUUUCUCUAAAGUCAGAAAACAUUCCGUUUUGGUCUUUUUCAAAAAGGUCCCAAAUGCUGCACUCUAUACAUGAAGGCCCUCUCACACAGACGUGACGUCCUGCCAGAAAGAGAAUGAAUGACAGAAAAAAAAAAAAAAAAAAAAGAGACACACCCUAGGAACAAUGCCGAUUCAUUCCACGCAGUGGUAUUGGGGGUGGUUGGGGGGAGGGAUGUUUCGGAUUUUCCUUUUUUUUUUCUUUUUGCAGCAACCAUCAUUCUUAAUAAAUGCCACCACAUUCUACCAGCACAGGGAAACAUAGGCAGCACCGGAAAAAAAGCUCAUACGAAUUAGACUGACGGUAUGGCCGUGGAAGGCUCUCCCUUGUGGAACCAAUUUGCCAUGGGCCUUAGGAGCUCUGUGAUAAUGAGGGUGGGUUGGUUUUGUUUGCAAGUUGGCCAAAAACCCGGCCCUGGUGGCGGCAGCGCUGAGUUUUAUACAUUAGUUCAGACCUGCUUGGUGGCAUUAAACUGUUCGCAUGCAAAUUCCAUUUCAGAUUGAACUUCUUAAGAGAGUUAAUGAGGACUGAGUUCAGCAAAUGCUAAAGUGUUAAUUUCAAAUAUGCAAAUUUGAUACUGCAGUUUAUUAUGCAAUAUUAUAUCACCAACCCAGUAUCAGAAACUCAUAGAAGGUAUCAUGUAGGUCCUGGGCUUUGGGAGUUCCCACACAUGGUAUGCAGAAUGUGACAGUUACAGGUCAGUACAACCUCAGUCCUUAGAACCCCUCUGCACUUCCACUCUGCACCCACUUUUCCUGUCAUUUAUUUAUCUAGGACUGUAGCUCAUUUUUUAGUUCGAGAGCCUUUCAAAUCUUAAUUUAUAUUCUUUGUACCUUUUUUUUUCCUAAAAUUACCAAAGAUAUUACACAAAGGUAAAUUAAGUUCUCUGUUUUAUGCUUUAUCUGAUGAAGCCAAAUAUCCUCUUAUUGUUGAUCAAAGGAGGCAAAAGAAUUUAGAGGCAAAUGACAAGCGAUAGGCUAUUGCAACCUGAGAAAGAGAACUGCUCCUUCAUCAUAGAGUAAAUUUAGAAGACCAAGUAGAAAAUGGAACCAAAGUUGUUACUUUUUUCUAGUAGUUAUUUUUUCUUUUUGUGUACCUCUACAGAGACCAAAACUCAUUUCUCUUAGAGAUUUUAUGGGGCUACUGCAGAUAAAAAUAGGACACAAUAUUAAAGGAGCUACAGAAGGAAGGGAGUCCCAUCUCAGAAAAAAAUGAAUGUAUGCCACUGCAAUUAGAGUAUCCAAUAAAGGAGACAGUUUAGAGUCAGAACAGAAAAGCUUCCAUAAGUGAACUAGAUCACAUAAUAGCAUUUCUAGGAAAAAAGAUAUUUUAAGAUUGUAUGCCACUUUUGUUUAAGAACUGUGCUGUGAUCACUGUAUUAAUUUUGGUUAAUCUUGGCAUAUAUCCUUCAGUUUUUUAUUUUUAAUUUUUCCUUCCUUUUCCAAUUAGGCUUUGGUCAGCAUUUUUCAUUUAAAGAAAAGUAACACUCCCAUCCACUCAUAAGCUUGGUACAAAAACUUCUCUGGCAGUUACUUUUGAAGCUUCACUCUGCUUUCUGUAUAAAGGGCAGUCUGUGGUCACGCAAGACUUUAAAAAAAAAAAAAAAAAAAAAAAAAACUUUUCCAGGCAGCUUCAUGAUGUGCAGGCAAUAGCCAGACAGGGUCAUGGGAAGGGGGCCCUGUGCUUCUAAACUGAGUGGUUGCUGGUUAGUUUGGUAUUCAAAAGAGGAUAAAAAUCUGGUAGAUUAGUUCAUUCUCAGCAUGUGUAGCUAGACAUGAGUAAAGAUAACAGCAUGAGAAACUGUUAGUACGCAUACCUCAGUUCAAACCUUUAGGGAAUGAUUAAAAUUAAAAAAAAAAAUACAUUUCACUCAGUUGCACCUAGUCGUAUGUCUUGCAUGCUUAGUCUAAAGACUGUAGCAAAAAAAAAAAAAAAAAAAAAAAAAAAAAAGAAAGAAAAAUUAGAUUUUACAUAUCUUUGCAGGUAUCACAGCCUUGCAGAAGAACCAACUGAAAAAAAAAAUAUUCUCAGGCUUUACAGCAAGCAAACUUCACUAUGAUUUUUACAGUUCCGAUUCUGUAUCCCCUGGGGGUUAUCCCAGUUGCUUCUUUAGGAUGGGGUUUAUUAUGUUGUACAUAUAUCCUGAUGUGUCUGUGUGAAUCUUUGUCUUUUUUGGGGGAGGGCGGAGGGCGGUUCUUUUUUUAGAUAUUGUUCCUAAAAAGGAAUAAAUGCAUACACCUGUUUGUCAAAACACCUUUGCUUUUUGUGCAACUGCUUUAUAUUAACGAUACUAAAAAAAAAAAAAAA